Messenger RNA from Biomphalaria glabrata, 3926 nucleotides. RefSeq lists its product as uncharacterized. Lineage: Eukaryota; Metazoa; Mollusca; Gastropoda; Planorbidae. The transcript is spliced from 13 exons. The coding region runs from base 101 to 1987 and encodes 628 amino acids. The record is from RefSeq and is a predicted model, not a curated record.
AUGGCGCAAUAAGUUUCCGGACCGUUUCUAUAUAUAUGUAAACAACAUGGUGUCUCAAAACAAACACUUUAGGAUGCCAAUGUGAUAUAUCGAAGAAAAUAUGACAGGCGAUAUUCAACAAAUCGAAAAAGAGUCAUUUUGGAAAGAACAUCAAGAUUCGUUGCUGAAGAUUAGACAUGAUCUGCUUUCUGGCAGAAAGAGAAGACCAAGUCCAGUGGUAGGAGUGAGAAGAAAAACACCCAAUGGUUUCCCGGGACAGAGAGCAACCUCACAUCCUCUUUUUGGGAAGUACAGAAGGACUCCAUCACCAUAUUUACCCAAGCUUACACCAGAACCAGAUAUCAAAUUGUCAGCUAAAGAUGUAACAUAUCCCAAGAAAUAUGAAGUUGUUCCUCCACUUAAGCCAAAUAGGGAGGCCCCUCAUGAAACUUUAUCACCAAAAAAAACUAAAAAGACUUUAAAUCAUUCUGUUCCUUUAUUAAAACCAAAAAAGGUCUUGAAAGAAAAAGUUCCACCAUUGAAACCAAAGUUGGCCUUUGAACCCAGGUCAACAGAUGACUAUGACAGCUGGGGGGAUGACAGCAAUGACUCUGAAGAUGACGUUGAUGUGGAGAGCGUUGAGGAGGAAGAUGUCAGGAAGCACACGAAAAGAAAAAAGAAGCCUCCAUUGAACUCAGCUAGGAAAGUUAAGCCGCAGCCCUAUCCCAACCUUUCCCAUCCCUACCCAAACCUAUCCCAGCCUUACUUUCCUCCUCAGAUAGUCUAUGGUGCACCAUUUCCUGUCUAUUAUCCACCUCCACCUAAAGAUGCCAGAAAAGUGAAACGGUUACGAGACAAUAGAUCUGAAAAGAAACAGAGAUUUCAUGAACCUCCACAAAAAAAUUCUAGAGCUCAUAAAAGAAGCAAAUCUCAGGUUCCUGUAUAUGCAGCUUCAUAUCCCAUGAUGCCUGCUGUCCCAUUGGUGUAUCCCCAGGUCCCCACUGAGGACGAUGAAGAAGAAGAAACAGAAGUGGAUGAAAUGGUACAGGAGGCAUUAAAUCACUGGAAGAAACACCCACUGUUUGCUAGUGACUAUUGUGAAUGGUUCAUCCAGGAUUGUUUGAAUACAGAGAUUUUACCUGACCUACUUAUUGAUACACUGAAUGAGAUAAAACACAUGCCCUACCAUCACCCUCUUUAUGUCCCAUCAUUGUACACUUGUGAGGACCUGCUGGCUGACCAGGUGUCUGAGAUGGCCACUGAAAUAGCCAGGGAGGCAGUCUCAGAGUUAGCCAAUGAUUAUCUGGAUGAAAAGCUGCUACAGAGAGAUCCAUUGGAGGACUUCCUGUCAGAUCUUGUUGAGGAUGUUGUCAGGCAAGGCACCAGAGAAGUUGUUCGGUCGACUAUUAUGGACAUGGCUGAGGACCACUUGCAGACUGAAUAUGCUUCUACCAUUAUUACCAGUCUUGUGUCUGACUAUCUCAGAGAUAUAGCUCCUGACUUACUUGAGGAAGUGACAUUUGAUAUUAUAGCAGAAGAUUUCAUCAAUUCACAAGUCAUUGCCCCUGAAGUUACAGAGGAAGCUAUUGUGGUUGCCAGAGAAACCAUUCAGUAUUAUGAUGAUAAAGUUCUAAGAAGGCAAUUUAAAGAGGUAAAUCUUUUAGCCAAUGACAAACUGGCAGAUGCUGUCAUCUUAGAUUAUCUAGUGACAUUGAUGUUUCAACAUGGCAAACUAUGGGCUGAAACUGAUCAUCAAAAUAAAUUCUUAGAUGAUAUGAUCUUCAACACUGGGCUAGCACAGAUAUUCAGCAUUCAGAAGAACAGAGAGAAAACUGUCAAAAGUAAACCUUUGCAAAAACUUCAUGAGAAAGUUGUGUCUGAUGUGGCACUGGAUGUAUUCCUGCAACAUCUGACCAGAACACUAGAUGAAGAUUUGGCCGAUGUUGAUGAGUAUGAAAGGGGAGUAACUGAUGAGUCUAGUCACCCAUUCCCUUUGGUAGUCAGGUGAUUAAAGCAAGACAAGACAGCAUUACCAGGUGUACAGAGUAUCUUUUACAUACAUUCAUAAUACAUGUACAAAUGUAUAUUUCUAUACUUAUUUUUUUGCUUCUGUUGGUUUCCAAUUGAUGUCAUAAAUAUAUAAACUAUGCAACAGAUAUGAGUAUUAGAUAAUUUUGUGUGGUUUAUCUGUUCAGCUUGUUUGUUAAACCUAAAAGAAUAUUUCUCUUAAACCACAAGAAAGCAUUACAAGUAUAUUGCUAUGAUCCAUAAUCUAAAAUUGUGCUGAUUUCAUCAGGCGAUACAUUAAAAUUGCUUGUUUAUAGUAUUCAAGCAACCACAAAUGAUAUGAAUCUUCAAGAGGCUGCAAGUUGGCAAGUGUUAUACCAUGACUUCAACUUAUUGAGUAGCAUAUUUUGUUUUUAACAAAAAGUAAUUGGAACAUAAAUAAUUCUAUAGUUUUACCAAUCAAAGAUCUACUUCCUUGAAAGUAUCAUUUAUCUGGAGAAAGUAUCUAUUUGUGGACUACACCUAUGUGUAGAUUUAAUGCAAAUCAGUCAUUGCUAAUGAAUUUUGGAUCAAGACUAUUUUUUUAAGCAAAAUUAAGGUUAAGUUUUGUUUGCUUGCAGUACAGCUUAGUUCAAUUAAAAAGUUUGUUUUGUGUGAGGCUUAGUGUUAAUAAUAGAUCACCUAUUAAAGUCAUGUCAAGACAGUUUGAUGUCUUAAAUGUCUAUUGUUUUAAUCUUUGGAAACAUUCAGUUAUUAGCAAAGAAAGUUCGACAUAAUAUAAUUCUGUAUACACAGUGGCUGAGCGGUAAAGAGCUUGGCUUCCGAACCGGUGGUCUCAGGUUUGAAUCCUUGUGAAGACUGCAAUUUUUAAUUUUGGGAUCUUUGGGCGCCUCUGAGUUCACCUAACUCUAAUAGGUACCUGACAUUAAUUGGGGAAAAGUAAAGGCGGUUGGUCGUUGUGCUGGCCACAUGACACUCUCGUGGGCCAUAGAAACAAAUGACCUUUACAUCAUCUGCCCUAUAGACCACAUGGUCUGAGAGGGGGAACUUUACUUUUAAUUCUGUAUACUGUCGAUGAAAUUUAGGAGGCAAACUUAGAGAAACCACAAUAAGCAUGUAAUGAAUAUGUGAUUAUGUAUCAUAAAGACAAGGAAAUUGCUGUUUUAAGAAAAGAGGGUGACCUGUAAUGAAUAUGUAAUGAUAAUGUAAUUAUUUAUUAUAAUGUGAUUGUUCAUUUUGCUGUGACUUCUAUUUUGUAAAGUUUUUUUGACAAUCUAAUUAAUGAUGCUUGGUUACAGUCUCAUUGUUGCCAAUGUCACUUAAACCACAUUCCUAGAGACAGAUUUAAGCCAGUAUGUGCCAAAUAUAUAUAUUUUUAAACCUACUUUAUACAUCUAAUAGCAUUUUGAUGAUAAUAUUUUAUCAAGAGAUCCACUAUCCAAAACUAAAAUUGUCAUUGUAUUGUUGUUUUGAUAAUUUGUUUUACUAUUGCUAGGUUUAAACUAUAGGUUCAUUGUUGUUAAACACUAUGCAUCUAUUGAUUAGGAAUUUGUUUUGUAAAGAAAAAAAAAAGCAAUAAUUAAGAAAUGAAAAAAGAAAGAAAGAAUAUCACACAAAUAUAAGAUAUGAACUAUGUACAUGACACCUUUAUUAGAUUCAUAAACCACAAACAGUGUAAUCAGAAACAUUUAUUGCAAUAACUUUUGUGAAAAUAAUACAUUUAUACAAAAUGACAAAGUAAGUUGUAAUUGAAAUGAUAGAGAUGUGUUAUAACAACAAAUGAACUUUGAACAGGAUUAUUAUUUACAUAUGAAAUUAUUGCAUUAGUCUUAUACAUUCAUUUCAUGUAAAAAUCAACCCAUGAACAAAUAUUAUUUCAUUAUUAUAUUUUUAAAAAGGAAAUAAAACUUUAUCAUUAAAAAAAAAUAAAUUAAAAAAAU